ACGUCAACUGGCCUCAGUUUUUGAUUGGAUCUCAGACACAGAUGAUGUCAAGAAUGAAUGUCCAGACUGGUUUCUUGAUUUUAUGGAGUCGUACAAGGAUGAUCUAGUUGCUGAGAUUACUGCUAAGGUUGUCCAGUCCCUUGGUGUAGUCUUAGAUAACAAAUUGUCAAUACUUAACCCCGCCCAGGGUAGUUCCAGGGCCCAGGAGCAAACUAGAAGGUCCAGGGUCCAAGAUCAAGAGAGAAGAUUCAGGGCCCAAGAGCAGAAUCGAAAGGAAAGGCUAAAGCAAAUUCAACAGAGGAAAAUGGAGAUCUCAAAACCAUCUGUAAAGCAUGAAGAAUUGCCAGGAAAGAUGAAGAUGAACCAGAUUCUAAAGAGUACAGAUGAAACCUUGAACAAAGAGGCUCUCAAAUUGAAGAGAAGAAAGCACACGAAACAUAUUAUGGAGAUCACAAAAGGGGAUGAGAGGCUGCGAGAGUUGUCGAAGAGAACAGAGGCCACCAGGGAGAAAAUGGUGAAGUUGGCCAGUAAGCUGGACAAGGCCGACAUCAAGGACUUGACUAUGGAGAACAAGGGGAAAAAGGAGAUGAAGAAGACCAAGAAGGUUGAAGCAGAGGGUGUAAGAGGAGGAAGGAAGGAUAGUAUUGGGCAUAUAGAGAAGUCUAGGUGCAGAAAACCCCGAAGAUCAAACAGGAUUAAGAACAAAAUCGAGGUGGGAUUAGCAAAGAGAAGAGUUGCGAACCCAACCAAAUCCGGCCCCAGCUCACCUUGCAAACUGGAGAAACAAGGCACUGUUACAGAAACACAUGUUACUCAAAUACAUGUUAACUAUCCCGUUACCAAGGUCACGGAAUAUCCAGUUACCCAGGUCAAAGAUUAUCCAAUAACCAAGGUCAUGGAAUAUCCAGUUACCAAGGUCAUGGAAUAUCCUGUCAGCCAGGUAAAGGAUUAUCCAAUUACCCAGGUCACGGAAUAUCCAAUUACCCAGGUCACGGAAUAUCCAAUUACCCAGGUCAUGGAAUAUCCAGUUAGCAAGGUAACGGAAUAUCCCGUUACCAAGGUCAUGGAAUAUCCAGUUACCCGGGUAAAGAAUUAUCCAGUUACCCCAGUUAAAGAAUAUCCAGUUACCCAGGUAAAAGAGUAUCCAGUGUCUCCUAUUCCUGAGUACCCCUUGAGACCUGAAGCUGCAAUAAGUUCUAUGAAAAUAGUUUCUGGAGUUUCCAAGAAAGGAGUUGGAUUAUUCCCUUGCUAUCCAACCUCUCCCAACACGAGCAUCCUCACUCCGAUAUACUUCAAGCGCGCUGAGGACAAUGCAGGAAACAACAGAGAUCUGACCGUCAGCUACCAGGUGAAGGUUGAUUCUAUCUACCAAACCCAGGUACAGUUCAUCAACUAUCAACCCGGGAUGGAAAGGAAUCUUUGUCUCAAGCUGAUUUCUGCCUCCGAAGGAUUGACCGUUUUGAACCCGAUACUGCCAAUUUCCAUCAAGGAGAACAUUAUCGCCAAGGAUCAGUCUCUGCUAUUCUCUUUCCAGGGAGCUGAGACCGCUGGACUUAGUGAAUGCUUUUAUCAAGUUGAAGAUAUGUCAAGAGGAGCAAUUAUAAAACCAAGCACCAAACUUACUUUCAGGUUCUUGGCCAAACAUGACGUAGUUCCUUCUCCUGGAGAGAUAAAAGAGAAGGAGCAGGGGAUAGAGCAGGAGAAGGCACAAUAUGAGGAGAAGAAGCAGGAAAAUCAGGAGGAACAGGAGAAGCAAAUUGAAGAAAAGGUUUUGAAGAACAAUGAAGAAAAACAGCAGAUAAAGGAAGAAAAACAAGACCAGGAAGGAUCUGAAAAAAAAGAACAAGAUGAUGAUGAUGGUGAUGCUGAUGAAGAUGAAGAAGAGGGUUCAUGUGAUGAAGAUGAUGAUGAUGACUCUGGUGAAAGUUCUUCGGGUGAAGAGGAUGAGGAUGAAUCUGAAGAAGAAAAUGAUCAGUUUGCAAAGGAAGAAGAUGAAGAUGAGGUAUUUAAUGAUGCUCUUGAUCAUGUUGACCUUGCUGUUCUUGUUCCUGCUGAAGAAAAUUCCAAGGAUGAUUAUGAACUUCUUGAUUUUCACACUGAUACAGUUAACGGAGCAGUCUGCCUUACACAGGACAAGCUUGCUCUGCUGAACCUGGAGGAGGAACUACUUGGUGUUUAUGAUGACCAGGACCUGGUUCAUCUUCAUGUUAGGUCUCCCUGCCGGUCAACACCGGACAGCUCAUGUGGAGACGGUUUUGAACGAAUUGAUGCACAUGAACAAUUCAUACCCUUAGAUGAGCUGGGGGUACUUGUAGAUAUCACAGGAAAGGAGAUAAAAAACAAACAAGAUUAAAACUAAAAAUAAAAAUAAAUCUCUUAAACCCAGACAUACCUAGUUAGAAUAUAGAUUAGACAAAGUGUGUUAUAUCUCGUUUAAGAAUAAUGUAAUCUCUGUUUUGUACUUUACUCGCCUCAAGCUAGAAUUUUUAAAUCGUUUUAAAUUUGCAACCUGAUGUCGCAGAACUUAGCUAUUUCUAACGAUGACUAAUUGCAUGAUCUAGCAAAAAAAUCAAAGUUUGAAACAUCAAGGGUUGCAAAGAUAUAAGGAUAAGAACAUUGGAGUUUGAGGAAAGUAGUAAUCAGUUCAUUUGUUUUUGGAAAACUUUUAUUUUUGUUUAAAUUUAAUUUUUGUUGACAAAUUUAUUGACUUUUGUGAUUGUGUUUAUCAUUUUGUUUAACAUGAUUGUAAGAUGUAAAUAAUCUCAAUUUAUUCACAAAAUCUCUGUAUUGCCUAUAAACUACAAUAUACACUGCAUCUUUAA
Messenger RNA from Eurytemora carolleeae, 2822 nucleotides. RefSeq lists its product as uncharacterized. The record is from RefSeq and is a predicted model, not a curated record. NCBI's taxonomy places the organism in Eukaryota, Metazoa, Arthropoda, Copepoda, Calanoida, Temoridae.